Molecule: messenger RNA, 3392 nt
Organism: Hipposideros armiger (great roundleaf bat)
Lineage: Eukaryota; Metazoa; Chordata; Mammalia; Chiroptera; Hipposideridae
Gene: NUFIP2
Product: nuclear FMR1 interacting protein 2
Exons: 4
Coding region: 97-2184 (695 amino acids)
Cellular component (GO): nucleoplasm; cytoplasmic stress granule
Molecular function (GO): RNA binding
Source: RefSeq, a predicted model, not a curated record
GGCGCUCAGAUAUACAGAGUGAGCUCGGAGAAGCAGUCUCAGAUCCUGACGGUGCAGCAGCCCGCAGCCUCAGCCAGGGAGUCCCAGCCGCUUUCAAUGGAGGAGAAGCCCGGCCAGCCACAGCCUCAGCACCAUCACAACCACCACCAUCCGCACCAUCACCCCCAGCAGCAGCAGCAGUCGCAGUCGCAUCACCACCACCAUUAUUAUUUCUACAACCACAGCCACAACCACCAUCACCACCACCAUCACCAGCAGCCUCACCAGUACCUACAGCAUGGAGCCGAGGGCAACACCAAGGCCCAGUCAAAGCCGCUGAAACAUGAGCAGAAACACGCCCUCCAGCAGCACCAGGAAACGCCGAAGAAGAAAACAGGCUAUGGUGAACUAAAUGGUAAUGCUGGAGAAAGAGAAGUAUCUUUAAAGAACCUCAGUUCUGAUGAAGCUACCAACCCUAUUUCCAGGGUCCUCAAUGGCAACCAACAAGUUGUAGACACUAAUCUGAAGCAGACUGUAAAGGCCAGCACCUUUGGGAAAGCAGGAAUUAAAACUAGGAAUUUCAUUCAGAAGAACAGUAUGGACAAAAAGAAUGGAAAGUCUUAUGAAAAUAAAUCUGGAGAGAACCAGUCUGUAGAUAAGAGUGAUGCUGUAGCAAUUCCAAAUGGUGUUGUAACAAAUAAUUCUGGCUAUAUUACUAAUGGUUAUAUGGGCAAAGGAGCAGAUAAUGACGGAAGUGGAUCUGAGAGCGGAUAUACCACUCCUAAAAAAAGGAAAGCUAGGCGCAAUAGUGCCAAGGGUUGUGAAAACCUUAACUUAGUGCAGGACAAAAUAAUGCAAGAGACAAGUGUCCCAACCUUAAAACAGGGACUUGAAACAUUCAAGCCUGACUACAGUGAACAAAAGGGAAAUCGAGUGGAUGGUUCCAAGCCCAUUUGGAAGUAUGAAACUGGGCCUGGAGGAACAAGUCGAGGAAAACCUGCUGUGGGUGAUAUGCUGCGGAAAAGCUCUGAUAUUAAACCUGGUGUGAGCAGCAAAAAGUUUGAUGAUCGGCCCAAAGGAAAGCAUGCUUCUGCUGUUGCCUCCAAAGAGGACUCGUGGACCCUAUUUAAACCACCCCCAGUUUUUCCAGUGGACAACAGCAGUGCUAAAAUAGUUCCUAAAAUAAGUUAUGCAAGCAAAGUUAAGGAAAACCUCAACAAAAGUGUACAGAACUCUUCUGUGUCACCAUCUUCGUCUUCAUCAUCAUCAUCAUCUACUGGGGAAACUCAGACCCAGUCUUCAAGUCGGUUAUCACAGGUCCCUAUGUCAGCGCUGAAAUCUGUUACUUCAGCCAACUUUUCUAAUGGGCCUGUUUUAGCAGGGACUGAUGCAAGUGUAUUUUCUCCAGGGGGUCAGCCACUGCUAACUACUGCUGCUAAUACGCUAACACCCAUCUCUUCUGGGACUGAUUCAGUUCUCCAGGACAUGAGUCUGACUUCAGCAGCUGUUGAACAAAUUAAGUCUAGCCUUUUUAUCUACCCAUCAAAUAUGCAAACUGUGCUGUUGAGCACAGCACAAGUGGAUCUACCCUCUCAGACAGAUCAGCAAAACCUGGGGGAUAUCUUCCAGAAUCAGUGGGGUUUAUCAUUUAUAAAUGAGCCCAGUGCUGGCCCUGAGACUGUUAUUGGGAAGUCAUCAGAUCAUAAAGUGAUGGAGGUGACAUUUCAAGGGGAAUAUCCUGCCACUUUGGUUUCACAGGGUGCUGAAAUAAUCCCCUCAGGAACUGAGCAUCCUGUGUUUCCCAAGGCUUAUGAGCUGGAAAAACGGACUAGUCCUCAAGUACUGGGUAGCAUUCUAAAAUCUGGGACGACUAGUGAGAGUGGAGCCUUAUCUUUGGAACCUGGUCAUAUAGGUGACCUGCAAAAAGCAGACACCAGUAGUCAAGGUGCUUUAGUGUUUCUCUCAAAGGACUACGAGAUAGAAAAUCAAAAUCCUCUGGCAUCUCCUACGAACACUUUGUUAGGCUCCGCCAAAGAACAGAGAUACCAGAGAGGCCUAGAAAGGAAUGAUAGCUGGGGUUCUUUUGACCUGAGGGCUGCUAUUGUAUAUCACACUAAAGAAAUGGAAUCUGUUUGGAAUUUGCAGAAGCAAGAUCCCAAAAGGAUAAUCACUUACAAUGAAGCCAUGGAUAGUCCAGAUCAAUGAAGGACCAGACUGCCUGUUUGUAACCUUUCUGCAGCAUUAGAGCCACCGUUCAUGGGGGACACAAGGCUUUUAUGCUCCUAGAUCUCUUCAACGCAGCAGAGGAACCAUAAGUAGAAUCACAGGAUAAUAUAUAUACAUAUAUAUAUAUAUAUAUAUAUACAUAUAUAUAUAUAGUUAUUUAAAAAAGGCAACUGAAAGUAAUUAGACUUCUUAAGGAAUCAAAUUUAUUUCAAGAGACUACACAUGGUUAUUUAAUCUCCGGUACUGAAUUAGUUUUUUUCUUUUUUUUCUUUUUCCUUUUGUUAAUUUUUGUUUUUAAGUGUGAAUGCAAGUGGUUAAUGAAUAUAGACUUGUUAACAAGCGUGGUUCUAAAGUUCCUGCUGUCAUCAUCUUGGGCAACAAAUGACCCGCUGGAAAGGCAAAUCCACUUAAAAGAUUUCUGUAUCUUGUUCUGUGACUAAUGUGAUACACUAAUCACGGGGAACCCAGAUUGAUUCAACAUUUCCCCCACGCCUCCCUUGAUCUUUUGGUUAUCAUUUGAGCCCUGCGAGAAUGCUGGAUAAAUGCUUUGAAGUUUGCAGGGGUGUAUUUUUUUAGCGAAUAUGAUUUGCAUGUCUUGCCAGGAAUUAAGCAGCCUCUGUGGGGUAUUGGGGAAAUGUUUUAUUUUUGUUUUUUUCUGGGGGGGGGGAUAGGGGAGGGCAUUGAAGUUCUACAAUUCUGGAAUAGUUGGUGGUACAUAAUUCACUUGGCUUCGGUUACAUAUUGGACUUUAACAAGUGAAGAAUCCAUGAGUGUCAUUUUAAAAGAAGUUACAGAACAAACAAUUGGCUUUAGAAAUUUAAUAUGGAAAAAUACUCCUAUGCCCAUAUUUUAAUGUAAUUGUAUAAGUGGGAGCAAAAAUAUAUUCUGCUUUUCAACUGUAGGUGCUCCAGACUUGCUCUGUCACUAACACUAAAUGUGCUGUUUUCCGUGUUUUUCAUCAAACAUCUAAAGAGAAACUUCUGUACCUUUCUGUAAAUUCUCUUUUAAUUUCUCAGAAUUACCUAAAAGGGGAAGAAAAAAUUCCAUGAAAACUAUAAAACUUUUCAUGUUUUUAGCCAGUGAGGAGGUAAUAAACCCUGCCUAUAGAAGGUGUGUUUUCAUGCAAACUAUACUUCUGAGCUUACUAUCUUCUAAUUAUAUCUUAAUAAAUAUAUUUUAUUACUAGA